CUUUUGAGUGCUCUUAAGUACUCUCAUUGAAAAUGCUCCGUGCUUUUAGCAACGCAAUUCUAACUAUAGCCGUAUUAGAAGGGCUUCCCCAUGGAUGUUGCUGGGCAAAGGACUCGCCCUUCGAAACUACAACCCACGACUACUGGAAUGAUCGCUUCGAAACACCCCCCGACUAUUGGAAUGAUAUCUACGGACACGGAUCUACAACUGAAACUUCUACGAAAACAACAUUUGGGUUGCGGCCAAUAGCCACGAAAUCAGAAUUCGCAGUUACAGCUACUGCAGUCCCCAAAAACGAGACUAGUUUCGCACAUCUGAACUCUCUUUAUCAUGUCAAUCUUUACAGAUACUAUGGUCUUGAAAACAAGGAAUACAACUUGAAAUUUCUCUUCGAUGCUUUUGAGAAGUUGGAGACGGAUCCAGAUGUGCACAAAAGUGCGGAUGGCAAAUGGCUUGCAUGCAAGAUUCCGUUCCUAUCAGGGGCGUAUUACCGUGGAGAACAUCUGCGUAGUGUUGCGAGAGACGCUCUAGUGUCAGCAAAAGGCACUGCUAUUGAGGAUAUUGUCACAUUCAUAGUCGCUCACACCCUCCAGUUCAAUGCAAUAAUGUAUCUAAAAAUUAUUGUCAUUCAGGAUUUCUUUUUGAGCUCACACGCUGCGGGAGAAUGCCUCAACAAAGAUGUAAUGAUAUUCAAGAGACGACUCGAAAGAAAUGAGCUCUUACUUCGAGAGAGUUUGUCAAAAGGUGAAGUGCCCAUCGAUGAAAGAGGACAGCAUGGAGCUGCUGAUGAAAUCUCCCUACAUGAAAGAGGAGUUCAAAUCACUCGAACAGGAAAAACUUUACGUCGACCACUUGAUCAGAAAACACCUGUGUAAGAGUAUGACAUUGUGCUACUGACUAUCCAAGAUAAACACC
Molecule: messenger RNA, 915 nt
Organism: Cylicocyclus nassatus
Lineage: Eukaryota; Metazoa; Nematoda; Chromadorea; Rhabditida; Strongylidae
Source: the annotation of a GenBank genome assembly